UAAAAUAGAUUAAAAUAAAUUAUCGUUCCGUCUAAAUAUGAUUAUUUCGAGUCAUAAACAUAAAACGAAACCUUUCAUUGUAUAACACUAUCUAAAUCUUAAUUCUACAUAACACAUAUAAAAUGAAACCAACGACCGGUGAAACCAUUAGAGCAUGGUUAUUGUCUGCUCUAAUGGUACAUGGAGCCGUUGCCGGAAAUCCGGAUGCCAAGCGUCUAUAUGACGACCUUCUGAGUAACUACAAUAAGCUGGUCAGACCGGUGGUCAAUACAACAGAUGUUCUUAAAGUUUGCAUAAAAUUGAAAUUAUCUCAAUUAAUUGACGUGAAUCUUAAGAAUCAGAUAAUGACAACUAAUUUGUGGGUAGAGCAGUCUUGGUAUGAUUACAAACUAAGAUGGGAACCAAAGGAAUACGGAGGGGUACAUAUGCUUCAUGUGCCAUCUGAUCAUAUUUGGCGGCCGGACAUUGUACUUUAUAAUAAUGCCGACGGCAACUUUGAGGUGACACUUGCGACAAAAGCAACAAUUUACUCUGAGGGAUUAGUUGAAUGGAAACCGCCGGCAAUUUACAAAUCAUCCUGCGAAAUAGAUGUAGAGUACUUCCCCUUUGACGAACAGACUUGUGUCUUAAAAUUUGGAAGUUGGACAUAUGAUGGGUUCAAGGUUGAUUUACGACAUAUGGAUGAACAGCAAGGAAGUAAUAUAGUCGAUGUGGGAGUAGAUCUCUCCGAGUUCUAUAUGUCGGUCGAAUGGGAUAUCUUGGAAGUACCGGCAGUAAGAAAUGAAAAAUUUUACACAUGUUGUGACGAGCCGUACCUAGAUAUAACAUUUAAUAUAACUAUGCGUCGUAAAACUCUCUUCUACACGGUGAACAUUAUUAUUCCAUGUAUGGGUAUCUCAUUCCUCACAGUCCUUACAUUUUAUCUGCCAUCCGACAGUGGAGAGAAGGUUACACUAUCCAUUUCAAUUCUUAUUAGUCUCCACGUGUUCUUUUUACUAGUAGUGGAAAUUAUACCGCCCACAUCAUUGGUAGUGCCUCUACUAGGCAAAUAUUUAAUAUUUGCUAUGAUAUUGGUAUCUAUAAGCAUCUGUGUUACUGUUGUGGUUUUAAACGUACACUUUCGGUCACCACAGACACAUCGAAUGGCCCCUUGGGUGAAAAACGUGUUCAUAGAUUAUCUACCGAAAUUUCUUUUCAUAAAAAGACCUAAAUAUAGUUUUGAAACAAGUAAACUCUUAUUUAAAGACUCCCACGCUUGUUUCUAUCCAUACUUUCCAUCAACAAACAUUGAUCACAGCAAUUCUGUACACAGUCGAACACCAUCUAAGGAGGACUUGUCUCCAUCAAGUCUCACCGGAAGUGGUCCAUUCGGCGGCAGCUGUCAAAUACACGGCCCUAUUCCACCUCUAACACAAUCUGAAUCUGAUGAUAUGACUGCAGUUCCUGAUUUAGAAGUAGGACCAUCUGGUAUUAAGAGUCCUAUUUUAACUAAUCCAGCAUUUUCACACUCAAAAUGUCCACCAAGAGUUCAUCGCAGUUGUUUUUGUGUACAAUUUAUAGCAGAGCAUACAAAAAUGCAAGAAGAUUCAACAAAGGUCAAAGAAGAUUGGAAAUACGUGGCCAUGGUUUUGGAUAGACUAUUUUUAUGGAUUUUUACCUUGGCCGUAUUAGCUGGAACAGCUGGCAUAAUUCUUCAAGCACCAACACUCUAUGAUGAUCGUAUUCCAAUUAUAGAGCAAAAAGACAUUGAUUUUUCAGGAACUUCUGCAGGUCGAUGUCGGCCUCCGCAAUAGCAGCCUCCCAUAAGAUCAAAAUACGUUUACUAAGUCGAAACAAUACUUACAAUGAAUUAUCAAACGAAGAUUAAUAUUACAACAAAACUCGGU
This is a messenger RNA of Calliphora vicina (urban bluebottle blowfly), 1886 nucleotides long. It is a transcript of the gene nAChRalpha4, whose product is annotated as nicotinic acetylcholine receptor alpha4. Bases 123 to 1793 code for a protein of 556 amino acids. Lineage: Eukaryota; Metazoa; Arthropoda; Insecta; Diptera; Calliphoridae. The record is from RefSeq and is a predicted model, not a curated record. Gene Ontology annotation, cellular component: plasma membrane; postsynaptic membrane; neuron projection. Gene Ontology annotation, molecular function: transmembrane signaling receptor activity; acetylcholine-gated monoatomic cation-selective channel activity. Gene Ontology annotation, biological process: chemical synaptic transmission; nervous system process; signal transduction. The transcript has 10 exons.